Molecule: messenger RNA, 1096 nt
Organism: Cucurbita pepo subsp. pepo (vegetable marrow)
Lineage: Eukaryota; Viridiplantae; Streptophyta; Magnoliopsida; Cucurbitales; Cucurbitaceae
Product: Phosphoglycerate mutase family protein
Cellular component (GO): cytoplasm; cytosol
Molecular function (GO): phosphatase activity
Source: RefSeq, a predicted model, not a curated record
GUGGAUAUUAAAUGAAGCGAAAUGUUUACAUGGAAGUCUUGGUUUUCACUACCCUCGCGACUCGAUCACCCAGAUACGCCAUCUCUCUUCCAUGGCCGAGUCGGAUUUCAGCUAUGUCAACCCAGCAGUUGCUGAAAUUGUUGUGAUAAGGCACGGUGAAACAGCUUGGAAUGCCGAAGCAAGAAUUCAGGGACACCUGGAUGUAGAAUUAAAUGAAGUGGGGCGACAGCAAGCAGUUGCAGUUGCUAACCGUCUGGCCAAGGAGAGGAAAAUCUCUGCUGUAUACUCUUCUGACUUAAAAAGAGCUCUUGAAACUGCGCAAAUAAUUGCAACUACAUGUGCUAUUCCAGAGGUUAUUAAAGAUCCUGACUUGAGGGAAAGAAACUUGGGAGAUCUUCAAGGUCUCGUGUAUCAUGAAGCAAUCAUGACAAAUCCUCAAGCUGCUGCAGCUUUAAAAUCUCGCCGUACAGAUCAAACAAUUCCGGGUGGUGGAGAAAGUCUUGACCAACUUUACCAGCGUUGCACAUCUUCAUUGCAAAAAAUUGGAAAUAACCAUAGAGGCGAGCGAGUCGUUGUGGUCACUCAUGGCGGUACUAUACGAGCGCUGUUUAAGCGAUCUCAUCCUCGCGGUAUUGGAGGCAAGAUACUGAAUACAUCUGUGAAUAUAUUUCACUUGUCUGAUGGGGAGGAAUGGAAGGUAAAAUCAUGGGGUGAUGUUAGCCACCUUAACCAGACGGAUUAUUUACAGUCUGGGUUUGGAGGAGAUAAACAUUCUGGUUAGGUUGACCAUCCCAUGACGUAUAAAGCGAGAAUUCAUUUUGGUUCUUAAAUUUAAAACAAGAAAGAUUGUUAUGGUCUCUACCGUUAACUUUUUGUUAGUAAACUACUAUUGAUGAUGUAGGUAUUGUGUAGGCAUGAAUGGGUGCGCCAUGGUUGCCAAAUGGGUGUCGCCAUGAAUGGGUGUGGCCAUGAAUGGGUGCCAUGGCUGGCUACCAUGUUGCCACCUUUCUUCCAUCUUACGGAAACCAAAACAUCAUUUCUUUAAUCUCAAUCUCCACAUCUUCUAUUGAAAAUGUCUAUAAUUUAUUUGGUUCUA